Molecule: messenger RNA, 405 nt
Organism: Humulus lupulus (European hop)
Lineage: Eukaryota; Viridiplantae; Streptophyta; Magnoliopsida; Rosales; Cannabaceae
Exons: 1
Coding region: 1-405 (134 amino acids)
Source: RefSeq, a predicted model, not a curated record
AUGGAUUCGCCAAAUUCUCUGAAUCCGUACGACAAUAUGAGUUUAGACGAAAUCAUAAUAGCACAGUGUACUAACGAGUAUGAUGAUCAAUAUUUCAAAGAGUCCAUGGAUGGGGGUAGCUCAACAAGGUGGGGAAGAAAGAGAGCUCACAUUGAUAGAGGUCAUGUAGAAGGACACCCACGUUUGUUCGAUGACUACUUUUCUAAUGAAUCGGUGUAUACAGAAUAUCAAUUUCAAAGAAGAUUUAGAAUGCAUAAACUUGUAUUCCUAUGCAUAGUGAAAGCUCUAGACAAUCAUUCAGAGUAUUUCCAGAUGAGGUUUGAUGCAGACGAUAGAAGGGGGAUUUUUGCCAUUACAAAAGUGCACCACUGCUAUGCGAAUGUUGGCAUAUGGAGCGCCUGCUGA